Molecule: messenger RNA, 990 nt
Organism: Rhincodon typus (whale shark)
Lineage: Eukaryota; Metazoa; Chordata; Chondrichthyes; Orectolobiformes; Rhincodontidae
Gene: aig1
Product: androgen-induced 1 (H. sapiens)
Exons: 7
Coding region: 1-990 (329 amino acids)
Cellular component (GO): endomembrane system; membrane
Source: RefSeq, a predicted model, not a curated record
AUGGCUCUCAUCCCCUCCCAGGUCCUGAGGGUUGCUAUCCUGCUCUCCUACCUCUCCAUCCUCUGCAAUUUCAAAGCCCUCGACAUCCCAGCUCACCAAACAUACGGCGGCAGCUGGAAAUUCCUAACAUUCAUAGACCUGGUGAUACAGACUGUGUUCUUUGGAAUCUGCGUACUGACAGAUCUCUCGAGUCUCCUUACUCAAGGCACUGACGACCGAGAGCAGCAGAGACAGCUCAGGAAACUGAUCUUUCUCCGAGACUGGUUAAUGGCUGUCCUGGCAUUCCCUGUGGGUGUGAUGGUGGUGACAAUGUUCUGGACCUUGUACCUAUACGAUCGGGAGCUGGUUUAUCCAAAAAUCCUGGACAGUUUUAUACCACCAUGGAUUAACCAUGGAAUGCACACUACAGUCCUCCCCUUCAUUCUAAUUGAAAUGAGGACAACACAUUAUCAUUAUCCCAACAGGAAUUCAGGCCAGGCUGCAGUUAGCAUCUUUUCGACUGGAUAUAUUUUAUGGAUUUGCUGGAUCCACCACGUCACAGGAAUGUGGGUCUAUCCGUUUCUCGACCACCUCUCCAACAUUCUGAAGGUUAUUGUCUUUGUUGCAUCGUUCGUUGCUGUCAACGUACUAUACGUGGUGGGUGAGAUGUUAAACAGUUUCAUCUGGGAUAAGUCAAGAUUUCGGCUGCUGGGGCAUCGGUGCCAGCAGCGAGUGUGGACCCAGCAGCGGGAGAUGGUGCCGGACCGUGGCGUAUUCAACGUUGGUGUGUCCGCGCAGAUGGCAGCGAGGCGUAGGGCUCGAGGUGGUGGCACCUCAGUGUUGGUGUUCCAGCACAGACAGCGUUGGUGGGUGAAUCUGGCUCGAUUCAUGGUGGCAGCGGUGAACAAGUUGGACACCUUAAUGAAAACUGUGCUCAAUAAUAUUGGAAUGGUCCUUUCUCGUCGAAAUUUAAUGGGGGUCCUUUUAACUCUCUGCAAUGGGGAAAAGUGA